AUGGAAGAAGAUAAACUUGAUGAAUUUACAAACCGUUCAAAAGAUGGCCCCAACAGAUAUGAUUCUAAUGAUGUGAAGUUAAGAGAUUUUGAAAGUGAUAGUGGAAUUGCUCCAUUUGUAUUCUUUACGGCUUUUACCGUAGCUGUAUGUGGUUUCAUGUUUGGAUAUGAUACCGGAAUUAUUAGUAGUGCCAUGUUACUAUUGGAGAAAGAUUUUCCUUUGACUUCUAUUACUAAAGGACUUGUUGUUGGAGCUACGACGUUUGGUGCAAUUUUUGGUAGUGUUUUUGCUGGUGGAUUAUCUGAUCUUGCCGGAAGACGCAUUACAACAGUGAUUGCUGCAACGUUGUUUAUUUGUGGAGCAUUAUUAUUAUCAUUAGCACAUUCAUAUGCUACUUUAUUAAUAGGAAGGUUGGUGGUUGGAAUUGCUGUUGGUUUAGCAUCAAUGGUAGUUCCAAUUUAUAUAAGUGAAAUUUCUCCAAGAUUGCAUCGAGGUCGAUUAGUUACAAUAAACGUUUUAAUGUGUACUGGUGGACAAUUAGUUUCUUAUUUGGUUGCUACUGGGUUUAUAUUUCAACAUGGUUGGCGAUGGAUGUUUGGAGUUUCAAUAAUUCCUCCGUUUCUACAACUUUUACGUAUUCCAAGAUUUCUUGUGCGUAAAGGAAAAAAUGCGGAGGCAAAAAAAAUUUUAGCAAAGAUAUACCCUAAUGCUCCUCCAGAAUUUUUAAAUGAUGAAAUUGAAGUAAUCUGUCAGACAAUUGAAGAAGAUGCCGCAGGAUCAUAUAAACAAUUAUUUUUUUACCCGAAUUUAAGACCACUUAUUAUUGCAUGUGGACUUCAAUUGUUCCAACAAAUAUCAGGUUUCGAUACGGCUAUGUAUUAUGGUGCAAGUAUUGCUACUAUAAUGAAAAUGGCUGGAUUUACUGAAAUCAGAGAUGCCAUAGUAUUUUCUAUCCUUGUGUCUGCAACUAAUUUUGCCAUGACAGUUGUCGCUUUAUAUAUAAUUGAUCGCGUUGGUAGACGUCGUAUACUUUUAUCCACUCUAAUUGGAACUGUAAUUGGUUUAACUCUUCUUGGUAUAGGUUUUGUUUUCGUAACUGGUUUAACGACAAAACAAAAUACUUGUACUGAUUAUGGAACAAGAUGUGGUGCUUGUUUGAUUGAUGAUAGAUGUGGAUUUAGUAAAUUAAAUGAUUUUUGUGUGGAUAAGUCUUCGGUUCCUUCAGAUCAAUUGUACAGUGCUUGUCCUUCAGCGACAUAUGCGUUAGGAAUUGGGCAUGCUCCAUGGACAAUACAAAGCGAAAUAUUUCCUUUAAAUGUACGCGGUAGAGCCAAUGGAAUUGCUACAGCGACAAAUUGGUGUGUAAAUUUAGUCGUUGCAAUCACAUUCUUGCCAUUAACUGAAUUAAUAACAAUCUCAGGAACAUUUUGGAUGUAUGGUGUAUUUAUGAUUAUUGGUUGGUUAUUUGUUUAUCUCAUGGUACCUGAAACAGCGGGAAAGUCACUUGAAGAAAUUCAAGAGCUAUUUUUGUAA
This is a messenger RNA of Dentiscutata erythropus, 1533 nucleotides long. The record is from the annotation of a GenBank genome assembly. NCBI's taxonomy places the organism in Eukaryota, Fungi, Glomeromycota, Glomeromycetes, Diversisporales, Gigasporaceae.